Trypanosoma conorhini is the source of this 1188-nucleotide messenger RNA. RefSeq lists its product as uncharacterized. Gene Ontology annotation, molecular function: protein binding. The transcript has a single exon. Bases 1 to 1188 code for a protein of 395 amino acids. Lineage: Eukaryota; Euglenozoa; Kinetoplastea; Trypanosomatida; Trypanosomatidae. The record is from RefSeq and is a predicted model, not a curated record.
AUGGUGACGACGGCGACGAGUACGACGAACAGUAGCCUCAGUGCCCAUGUCUACCGCGACAAUCUGGUGUUGAUUAGCGGGUUAUCCACAGACAGACUCUGGUGGCUGAAUUUGCCGUCCUUGCGUUGGCAUGAAGAGGUUUGCUCAGGCGUGUUUCCUCCUCCAACGCGGUUUCAUGCAACUGCGUUGCAUGGGUCGCAGCUUUAUCUAUCGGGCGGAGAGCCGCACUGCGUUUCCACACCAGGCACCGCGGCAGCUGCGCUUGCGCACGACUUGCUCGAGGUGUUUGUUAUUGACCUGCAGGAGCUGCACUGGGGGACGGUGGUGUGCGACGGGAAGCCUCGGAACCGCUCACAUCACGCGAUGGCUGCGGUGGAAAACGGCCUCAUUGUUACGGGCGGGAAACCUUUGCUGGGCGACGCCACCGCAUACGAAAUCCGAGAAAUGCUGACGAGUGGAUUCUACGCGAUCCACAUUUUGGAUACCGCGACAGGCGCUUGGCGCGUUUUCUCCGAGCCGCUGUUUCCACCACUGUGGGGGCACACUGUCCACGUGGUCAACAACGCCGCGAUUGCCUUCUAUGGGGGCUUCGAAGUGGCACUCGAGACGGAUGAAACGGGGGAGGAGCUGCCCACCAUUGCCGUCAACGAGCACGUUGGAUUUCUCAAUUGGAGGAGAAUGGAAUACUACCACGCCCCCACACGCGUUCCUGGCCGUGUGAUGCACCAAUCCCAUUUACGUGGCAACAUGCUGUCUGUGCUUGGUGGGCUUUCAGUGGACGAGGCACACCUCGAUUUGGUUCCGAAACGAGAUGCAAUUGAAAUUUCUUUGAUUACAUUUGAAGCUACCCCAAUGACGUUUUGUCUGCAGAACUGGCCCCUGGAGCAGAUGGCUUCUGUGGAGUACAACCAGCAACUCAUUGUAUUGAAUACAUUGCAUGAUAUCUUCGUCCAGCGCUUGCUUGGCGAAGAACCAUGGCUGCGUUACAGAUGCGACGCAAGCGCCGUGAAUACGGCGCCGUUCCCCACCACCGUUUUCACUAGAAGUAGGCGAGAAAAGGGGAGCCAGGAAGGGAUGACUCAUACGGUGUCUAUUCCUUUAGGCGGACCGUUCUCAAAGCCAUCCAUGUCCCCUCUGUUGUGGACGCUGCUAUCGCGUCUUAAAUAUCCCAUGACUGAUGUGUGCUAG